CCACGUCUUCGAGCGUCAUGUCUCGAGGUAUCUUUCGAAAGGCGAAGUCGACUUCUGACACGCCGACAGAAGGACAGCGUCGCGUCAGCUUUCUGGAGAAGCCGUUUGCAGAAGUGCUGCAUAUCAUUAAAGAGGAGGAGGACUCUUCGGAUGAAAGGAAAGGAAGCUCGGCGAGUAAAAGUAACGAGAAACUCUCGACGUCGGGCAGCGCCGUUUUGAAAAUUCUCGAAUCGAGCCCCAAGCAAACGAAUCUCGAGGGAACCGAACGACACCCUGAUGAUGCCUUUGUCGUGUACCAAGCGGAAACGAAUGUCUUCAAAACUCAGAUGGUAGCCGUCACCAGAAGCGGCCAGUCAGACCACAGUCCCUCCUUGACGACGUCUCAACCAGUCAACCGAGGAUACAAGCUCUCCCUUGUGCAUCACCAACCAUUUUGCGGCUCUGACGAAGGACCCCUAGCCCCAUCGCCGUGCACGUCUCUGUCAUUCGUGUCCUCCGAGUCGGGCCACAACGUGAUGCAUCCAUUGACCGACCUGGCGCUUCUUCGGGGACUGCUGCCUUGCCGCAGGCCAAAGUACGAGACCGGGGACGGGAGGUCGCGAACUGGCCAACUUUCAAGGGCGCUGUCGGCAGGCACGCACACUGAGGAGGCGGCAACCAGGACUUCGCAGCAAGCCUUUGGUCGAACCCAGCAGUCAUCAGUUGGUGAUAGACGAAGGGGAUCUUCGGUUUGGCCCAGGACUGGAGCGCGACAAGCGCUUGUCCGAUGUCGCCCAGAGGACCCUCCUGGGCCGCCGCGAUCGGCACCCAACACUACUUCCGUGAAAGAUAUGCCUUUCCUAGAGCCCCAACUCUGGAUUCAGCGACAGCCCCGAACCAAACGGAAUACGGCUUUCAGCAGAAGAAGUCUUCUUUGGCCUCAUCGUCUGCAGACGCAACUCUUGAAGAUCCUUCAAGGGCCAUGAGACCCUCCACGGUGAAAUCCGAAGUGUUCCUGACAAGGAGCACAACCGGGUUGUACAGGAGCUCGCCGUGCUUCCAAGAUUCUAACAACUCAUCCAGGAACGAUCUCUUCCUUCAGCCGCUUCGACUUAGGGACCUGGUCGUCCUGCGGUACCCCCAGUUUCGCUGGCUAACGGUACAGUCAGAACAGUAUACAGAUGCAGGCGUGCAGGGAUCGCAGCGAGAGUCUCAGUUUGCUACGUCUGAAAACUCCAGUCGAAAUACUCCACCACCAUCGCACGUGGAUGCAGUUGUGAAAACGCUCCGAGAGAUUUAUCUGGACACGUCAACACUUUCCCUACACCUUUCC
Ixodes scapularis (black-legged tick) is the source of this 1312-nucleotide messenger RNA. RefSeq lists its product as uncharacterized. Lineage: Eukaryota; Metazoa; Arthropoda; Arachnida; Ixodida; Ixodidae. The coding region runs from base 18 to 965 and encodes 315 amino acids. The record is from RefSeq and is a predicted model, not a curated record. The transcript has 2 exons.